Molecule: messenger RNA, 2350 nt
Organism: Alosa alosa (allis shad)
Lineage: Eukaryota; Metazoa; Chordata; Actinopteri; Clupeiformes; Clupeidae
Product: phosphoglucomutase-1-like
Exons: 11
Coding region: 75-1775 (566 amino acids)
Biological process (GO): carbohydrate metabolic process
Cellular component (GO): cytosol
Molecular function (GO): magnesium ion binding; phosphoglucomutase activity
Source: RefSeq, a predicted model, not a curated record
UCAAGGGGGGCGUGUGCAGGCUGCCUUUGCUUUGUUGUCUCUCCCCCACUCUUUCCUCCUCAGCCCGUCAAACGAUGGACGAUAGCCCUCUGCAGGUGUUGUCUGUGCCCACUGCCCCAUACCCAGACCAGAGGCCUGGGACCAGUGGUUUGAGGAAGAAGGUCUAUGUUUUCCAGUCCAACAGGGACUACCUCCAAAACUUCAUUCAGAGCGUCCUCUCCUCCAUAGAUCUGCGUGACCGCCAAGGAUCCACCCUAAUUGUCGGUGGAGAUGGGCGCUACUUCAACCGGGUGGCCAUCGAGGUGAUUGUGCAGAUGGCAGCAGCAAACGGGGUAGGUCGUGUCAUAAUUGGUCAGAAUGGGAUCAUGUCCACGCCGGCCGUGUCAUGCGUGAUCAGAAAGAUGAAAGCCAUCGGAGGUAUCCUACUUACAGCUAGCCAUAACCCCGGGGGCCCCAAUGGGGAUUUUGGCAUCAAGUUCAAUAUAUCCAAUGGUGGCCCUGCUCCAGAAGCCAUCACAAACAAAAUAUUCCAGCUCAGCAGGACCAUUGAGGAAUAUGCCAUAUGCUCAGAGCUCAGGGUGGACCUGGCCACUCUGGGGAAACAAACAUUUGACCUAGAAAACAAAUUCAAACCCUUCACAGUGGAAAUUGUGGAUCCAGUCGAAUCGUAUGCAAACAUGCUGCGAAAUAUAUUUGACUUUGCUGCACUGAAGGAAAUGCUUUCAGGUCAUAACCACAUAAAGAUCCGUCUUGACGCUAUGCAUGGAGUAAUGGGGCCCUACCUGAAGAGGAUGCUGUGUGAGGAACUUGGCUGCCCUGCCAAUUCAGUCAUCAACUGCGUCCCACUGGAGGACUUUGGGGGACAGCAUCCUGACCCAAACCUCACCUACGCUGCAGAGCUUGUCGCAUCCAUGAGGAGUGGCCAGUAUGACUUUGGGGCAGCCUUUGAUGGUGAUGGCGAUCGUAACAUGAUCCUGGGGAAGCAUGGCUUUUUCGUCAACCCAUCAGACUCUGUGGCUGUCAUCGCUGCAAAUAUUUUCUGCAUACCUUACUUCCAGCACACGGGGGUGAGAGGGUUUGCAAGGAGCAUGCCAACAAGUGGCGCCCUUGACAAUGUGGCCAAGGCCACCAAGAUUCAGCUGUAUGAAACACCGACAGGCUGGAAGUUCUUUGGGAAUCUGAUGGAUGCCGGCAAGCUUUCCUUAUGUGGCGAGGAGAGUUUCGGCACAGGCUCCGAUCACAUUCGUGAGAAAGAUGGGCUGUGGGCUGUGCUGGCAUGGCUCUCCAUCUUGGCCACCCGGCAACAGAGUGUGGAGGAGAUUGUGACUGAGCACUGGCAGACAUAUGGGAGGAACUUCUUCACCAGGUAUGACUAUGAGGAAGUGGAUAUUCUCUCAGCUGUUGAGAUGAUGGAAGAUCUAGAGGCCAUGAUGUCUGACAAAGCAUUCACUGGACAAAGUUUCUCAAUGGAUGAAAAGACGUACAAGGUUGAAAGGGCAGACAACUUUGAGUACAAUGACCCAGUGGAUGGAAGCAUAUCAAGGCAUCAGGGUUUGCGAAUAAUCUUUUCAGAUGGUUCCCGUGUCAUCUUUCGCUUAAGUGGAACAGGCAGCUCUGGGGCCACUAUUCGCCUCUAUGUUGACAGCUAUGAAAAUGACGCAAGAAAAAUAUUCCAAGACUCACAAGUGAUGUUGGCCCCUCUAGUGAAUCUGGCUCUCAAGCUGUCGAUGCUUCAAGAGAGGACGGGUCGCAGUGGCCCCACCGUCAUCACAUAGGCCUUGGCCCUACCACUUUCAAUAGGCUACUCACCGUCAUCACAUAGGCCUAGACCUACAUUUUUCAAUAGGCUACACACCAUCAUCACAUAGGCCAAGGCCCUACAUUUUUCAAUAGGUUACACACCGUCAUCAGGCCUAGGCCCUAACACUUUCAAUAGGCUACACACAGUCAUCAGGCCCUAACACUUUCAAAUCAUCACAUAGGCCAAGGCCCUACAUUUUUCAAUAGGUUACACACCGUCAUCAGGCCUAGGCCCUAACACUUUCAAUAGGCUACACACAGUCAUCAGGCCUAGGCCCUAAUACUUUCAAUAGGCUAUUUCCCUACAUCUAUUCUGAAAAGCAUACAGAAAUGUUUGACUUCAAUAAAACUAUUAUCUGACAAAAAAAGUCUAAUAACUGGUUCAAGUGACAGGCGACACGAGCAAACACAUUUCUCAUAAGUAACAGACGUCCCAAGUCUCCCGGAAGUUCCGGGAGUCUCCUGCAUAUUGAUAGCAAAGAUAAUGAAUGCGUAGCAAGAUGGGUCGUCCUAGUUCAUGUCUAUGAGGGCAAAGUGGAGUUCAGUCAGA